This is a messenger RNA of Globicephala melas (long-finned pilot whale), 2226 nucleotides long. It is a transcript of the gene ASCL2, whose product is annotated as achaete-scute family bHLH transcription factor 2. Lineage: Eukaryota; Metazoa; Chordata; Mammalia; Artiodactyla; Delphinidae. The record is from RefSeq and is a predicted model, not a curated record. Gene Ontology annotation, biological process: developmental process; regulation of transcription by RNA polymerase II. Gene Ontology annotation, molecular function: DNA-binding transcription factor activity, RNA polymerase II-specific; RNA polymerase II transcription regulatory region sequence-specific DNA binding; protein dimerization activity.
CGUGGAAAGCGGAGGAAGCUGCGGGGGCGGCGGGGAGGGCGGAGGGGAGAGGCAGGCCGACAGCCACGCAAGUCUGAAGCGGUCUGUGCCAACCUCCAGGCGCUGCGCUUCAAGGCUCCCCAAGGCCUGGGGCGCACGGCAACCACCCGCAGAGAGUGGGCGUGGAGGGGAUGUUGGGGAAAAGCGCCCCAGGAACCUGAACGCCCUACCCAAGCGCGCCAGGUCUUCACCACCUCUCAAGCCCCGCCCCGCCCGGAGGGCUGCGUUCCCCUCUCGAAGGCCCGGUGGAGUCAUAAACAGGUGUGCGCCCGGCCAGGAACAGGCGCGCGUGGGAGUGCGCGCCCACCCUGGUCGCCGGGAGGGGCCGGGCGGGGCCGCGCAGGCGCCGAGCUUUGUUAGAGACGCUCCCGGGAGCCACGCGCCGGGCAGACAGGCUUCCUCCCAGGGGCCGGGUGUGGGGUGGUGCCCGCCGCGAUUGGCCAAACGGGCGGCCCGCCACUGGCUGAAACCCCGGCCCCCGCCCCUCGGCCGCAGGGGGCGGGGCGCGGGUGCAGGUUGGUCGGCGCGUGCUGCUCCCCGGGGUCUCACGCGACCCAGGGAUGGGUGCUCUGUGGCCUUAGACCUGCCCUACCCCCAAAGGCGAGCGUGGCAGGGGUCGCACCAGGGACCUGCGGACAGCAGUUUGGGGGUCGGUGCGCACACGGCACCUGCGUACUGCAUCUUGGGGGGCGCAUGGACACCUGCUGGGAGCCGGGACCCACUGGGGACCUGCGGACUGUGCCCGGGGGGCGGGGUGUGGUCGCGCUCACGGCUUGGUCUUUGCAGGCUGUGUGCGCCAGGGGUUGGACGAAGCGUGGCGGGAGGGCGAGGCAAGGGAAGGAGGGCGUGAGAAAGGAGGCGGUGGCGGCGCGGAGGAGGGUUAUCUAUACAUUUAAAAACGAGACGCCUGCGCCGCGCGGGGAAGACCUGGGGAGCGUCCGACAGCACGCGCGAGUCACGAGCGCCCCACGCUCCCCGGUGCGCACUGCCCGCCACCUCUCGGCCUCCUGCGCCUCGUUGUCUCCGGACCCCAGACGACCUGGCACCACGUACCCUGGGUAGUCGUUUGGCAGCACGGUGCCAGAUCGUCGCUGAGGCUUGACCGUCGUUCCUCCGCCCUCGGUUCCUCGCCCCACACCUUCCUGCGGCGCGCAGGGACUCGGAGGAGGCGCGGGGCGAGUGGAUGCGGGCGCGAUGGACAGCGGCGCGCUGCCCCGGCCCGCGCCCCCUGCGCCUGGUGUCUCGGGCUGCUGCGCCGCUCGGCGGCGACCGGAGUCUCCAGAGCUGCUGCGCUGCAGCCGGCGGCGGCGGCGGCCAGGCGCGGUGGAGACCGGGAGUGGAGCGGCGGCCGUGGCGCGGCGCAACGAGCGGGAGCGCAACCGAGUGAAGCUGGUGAACUUAGGAUUCCAGGCGCUGCGGCAGCACGUGCCUCAGGGCGGCGCCAGCAAGAAGCUGAGCAAGGUGGAGACGCUGCGCUCGGCGGUGGAGUACAUUCGCGCGCUGCAGCGCCUGCUGGCCGAGCACGAUGCCGUGCGCGCCGCGCUGGCCAGGGGGCUGCUGGCGCCAGCCGCGCGCCAUCCACUGCCCCACGGGCCACCCGGGGCCGCCGCCGCCUCGCCCUCCUGCGCCUUGUCGUCCCCGGGCCGCGAGCACAGCUCGGAGCCCGGGUCCCCGCGCUCCGCCUACUCGUCGGACGACAGCACCUGUGAGGGCGCGCUGAGCCCCGCGGAGCGCGAGCUUCUCGAUUUCUCCAGCUGGUUAGGGGGCUACUGAGCUCUCGUCCCAGCAAGCGGCCGCGAGCGGGCUCACCACUUGGGAGCCAGCGCGUUGGAAUGGAUCACGUUUCCGUCCCCGCCGUUCCCGCGGGCCAAGCCACCACCGAGCCGGGGAUCCCGCCGACCCUCCCCGGCCGUCCAGCCUGACCAAGGGCUAGUGUAGAAGCGGCCCAGCCUGACAUCAACCGGGCGGCAGCUUCCUCGGACCCCAGCCACCCUGUCCCCGGAGGCCUUCCACUGGAACGGGUCUGCGGCACCAAGACUUGGAGGUUUGAAGGGGAGAGGAUUUUAUGCCGACACAGAUGUCUAUUUUUUACGCAUGAACUUGAACUGCCCAGGGACACUGACAGUAUGAACACUUGUUUUUGUGCAAAGAAUCCUUAGAUUUGGAACCCAAUAAAGAUUGUCUACU